Trichosporon asahii var. asahii CBS 2479 is the source of this 1023-nucleotide messenger RNA. RefSeq lists its product as uncharacterized. The transcript is spliced from 4 exons. The record is from RefSeq and is a predicted model, not a curated record. Bases 1 to 1023 code for a protein of 340 amino acids. Lineage: Eukaryota; Fungi; Basidiomycota; Tremellomycetes; Trichosporonales; Trichosporonaceae.
AUGUCUGAUCUGAUCGCGCCUCCGCGGCGGCGAAAUGUCCUCUCCCGCUUCCUCCACACGCUGCACCUGCUUCCCCGGCCAGAGGCUCCCCCGCCCCCGCUAUGCGUGUGUGGUCACCCUCCACACGGUAUCGAGCCGCACAUGAAGCCCUUCCUACCGCGUUCGCCGCCUGAGCCCGAAUUCGAAGACUGGCCUGAAGACACGUCCGAGGUGGAGUACCCUGUCCCGGCAUACUCGCCCCCAAGGGUCUCGCCAAUGUACCGACACGUACGUUACGAGGUGGUCGGUCCCACGCCGGCACCGUGGACAGAGGCAGCCGAGAGCUGGGUGGCGUGCGAGAGGGCGCAUGAUCACUUCCUCAUCAAGGUCCGUUUCGGCAUGCACAAACGCGUAUACUGUCUUCCCUGGCGAGGAGAGAGGACCACAUUCGGACACAUCAAGGCCAAGUUCGCUCACGAUAUCUACAAGCACUUGGGUCUGGGUCCCGUGUUUCUCGAACUCUGGGUUCGCGGCCACCGUGUCUCCGGCCACGAGGUUCCUGCCGCUCACGGCGUGAAGAACCGCGACGUGAUCGAAUGUCGCCCCGUGCCUCAGUUGCUCCGAAAGCCACUACCACUUUACACCGACGUGCCCCCACUGCCGCUUGUGUCCUACGAAACACUCUAUCCGGCACUUGACGCAGGACUGAACGGCGCAAAUAAGCAGCAAGCCAGCCAGGGCAGCGAUACACGGCCAGGCAGGGAGAGCGGCAUGGCCACGUCAAACCGCUCUUGCGAGUUCGGUGAAAGACCGAAGCUCAACAGCUAUCCCGCGUUCCAUGGAGUGAACAAGUCCAGGAGUCGGGCAGGAGGAGAUUGCAUGCCCGGUGCCACCAGCCUCAACCACUCCAGAAGCUCCAGUGCCACCAGCACCUACAGCAAAAGAGCCUCAUCGGCCACCCAGUCUUCACAGAGGGAGGGCAAACCGUACCCCGGCACAGAGCAUUGGUCAACCGGCGCCGAGCCUGUUGAGGCAUGCUGCUAG